Frieseomelitta varia is the source of this 7651-nucleotide messenger RNA. It is a transcript of the gene garz, whose product is annotated as Golgi-specific brefeldin A-resistance guanine nucleotide exchange factor 1. Lineage: Eukaryota; Metazoa; Arthropoda; Insecta; Hymenoptera; Apidae. The transcript has 15 exons. Gene Ontology annotation, molecular function: guanyl-nucleotide exchange factor activity. Gene Ontology annotation, biological process: regulation of ARF protein signal transduction. Bases 147 to 5498 code for a protein of 1783 amino acids. The record is from RefSeq and is a predicted model, not a curated record.
UGAACGCCUCUUUAAAUUGACAACUCAGCGACUAUUGUGUUGAAAGUGUUCCCUUGACACUUGACGUUACAGAUUAUUGAGUAUUUUCUAAGGUUUCUUCGGGGUAAAGAUGGUGUAAGUGUAAAGGACAAGUGUUGUAAAAAAAGAUGGGCAGGAUCGUGAAAAUGGCCUAUCCAGGAGGUGGUUUACACGUUGUCGAGGGUGAGCUCUGCCUCCUGGUAACGGCUAUGAGACGAGGUGCCCGAUGGUCAUCUCACUCUCAUCAGGAUGAUGAUCAGGAUGCUCUUAUAAAAGGAUUAUUUAGUCUGAAAGACGUACUAAAUGAGGCAAAAGAUUUGUCUUAUUUAGAGCCAGGUGUAUUUUUAGCACCAUUUCUAGAAAUUAUAAGAUCAGAAGAAACAACCGGUCCUGUUACAAGUCUUGCCUUGUCUGCUGUUAAUAAAAUGAUAUCAUAUGGUCUUAUAGAUUCUGAUCAUCCUGCAAUAGCACAAUGUGUAGAAGCUAUCGCCGAUGCUGUAACACAUGCAAGAUUUGUUGGAACUGAUGCAUCUGGGGAUGGGGUUGUUUUAAUGAGAAUACUUCAGGUCUUGAGAGCUCUAAUGUUAUCACCAGCUGGGGAUUAUCUUUCCAAUGAGAGCAUUUGUGAAAUUAUGCUUAGUUGUUUCAGAAUAUGUUUUGAAACACGUCUCAGUGAACUAUUAAGAAGAACAGCUGAACAUUGUUUGAGAGACAUGGUGCAACAUCUUUUUACUCGACUACCCCAUUUUGUGGAUGAUACUAGAGUUUUAUUAAAUAUGAAAAAAAUGAGAACAAACAGUAUGGAAAGUAAUCGUAGUAAAAAUAGAAGAAAUAAAAGUCAUUUUAAGCAAAAGGCAAGGCAGAAUAUAGAUAAUGUAACAGAUGUUGAAAGUCAACAUAUUGACAUUCCAAGUCCAACUGAUAGAGUCAGAUCAGCUGGUUUGGUAACACCGGUUACAUCAAUGGGAAAUAUCGUUGAUAUGCAAGGUUCUUUGGAUCAAGGUAGUGCUGAGAAAACAGAAGAAGAAAAGAAUGAAAACAAGGAUCAUAAUAAAAAAGAUUUAAAUAAUAUGAAUGAAACCACCAAACAGGAAAAUGAAUCAGAUAUAAAAAGGGAUAAAGAAGAUUUAAAGGAUACGAAAGAGUCUAAAGAAAGUAGUAACGAAAUAGAGGACAAAACAAACGUUGCGAAUGAAAAAGAGCAAGUUUCACAGAAAGAGGAGAAAGGUAUAGAAAAUAUUCAAGUAGAGGAACACAAUCAAACGAAGAAAAUAAAUUUAGUAAAGGAAGGAAAUCGAGAAAACCUGAAAAAAUCAAUUGACGACGAAAAGAAUACAGAAUUAAUAAAAUCUCCGGUAGGAAGUGUAGAGGAUUUAUCGGUAGAUGAAAAUAAAAGUAAUGCAUACAAAGUAUCUAAAGCUAAAGAAUCUGAACAAGUUGAAGAAUAUAUAAAUGCACAAGGAGUUCGUUUUAUGCCACAUCAGCAAUUAGCGCCGUAUGGUGCUCUGUGUGUCCGUGAAUUAUUUAGAUUUCUUGUAUCUUUGUGCAGUCCUCUUGAUAAACAAAAUAAUGAAGUUAUGACACAUCUCGGACUCAGUUUGCUACAAGUAGCCUUAGAAAUUGCUGCCGACUAUCUUUCCAACUUUCCGUCAUUAUUGGUGCUUGUGAAAGAUGAUCUUUGUAGAAAUCUUAUUUUGCUUCUUGGCACAGACCGUUUGUCGAUUCUUGCAAUAGAUCUGCAAGUAUCGUUCUUGUUAUUUGAAUCGCAAAGGGAACAUUUGAAAUUUCAAAUGGAGCAUCAUAUAAACAAAUUGAUGGAAAUAGUAAGUUCAGAUUCAAAUAGGAUAUCAUAUGAACAACGUGAAUUAGCUCUCGAGGCCAUUGUACAAUUAUGGAGAAUACCAGGUUUACCAGCAGAAUUGUACUUAAACUACGAUUGUGGAUUAUAUUCUACUAAUUUAUAUGAAGAAUUAAUGAAACUUUUGUCAAAGAAUGCUUCAGCGCUGAUGGGUAAUAUGCAAUACAUGCAAUUUGUUUCCUUGGAUGCCAUAUUCACAUUGAUUUCUGGUAUGGAAAUCAGAUGCAAGGGUUACAAAGAAUUGUGUAAACCAUCUCGACAUAGUGCAUCGGCAAAUCUUCCAACACGAGAGGACCUGCUCGCUAUAAAGGCAAAUAAGAGGUGGUUGGUACAUGGUACAGAAAAAUUUAAUGAAAAUCCGCGAGAGGGAAUCGCUAAACUUACCGAACAUGGUCUUCUGGGUGGAAGUCCAGGCAAUCCUGAUCCAGAGAAAGUAGCCAAAUUUUUGAAGGAGAAUCCCGGGCUUGAUAAAAAAGCUAUUGGGGAAUACAUUAGUAAAAAAGAAAAUAAAAGUGUUUUGAAUUGUUUCGUUCACAGUUUUGACUUGAAGGAUAUGCGAAUUGAUCAAGCUUUACGUCUUUAUUUAGAAUCUUUCAGACUUCCUGGUGAAGCUCCGCUUAUUUCCUUGUUACUUGAAAAAUUUGCAGAACAUUGGCAUGAUAGUAAUGGAAGACCGUUUGCAUCAGCAGAUGCCGCAUUUACUUUAGCGUAUGCUGUAAUUAUGUUGAAUGUUGAUCAACAUAAUUAUAAUGUAAAGAGACAAAAUAAUCCUAUGACUGUUGAUGAGUUCAAAAGAAAUUUGAAAAAGGUGAACGGCGGUGCUGAUUUCGACCAGGGAAUGCUCGACGAGAUAUAUGCGUCUAUAAAGGGCGAAGAAAUUGUGAUGCCUGCUGAACAAACUGGUUUGGUCAAAGAUAAUUAUUUGUGGAAAGUUCUGUUACGUAGAGGGGUUGGUCCUGAAAGUUUCUACUUAAAAGUUGGAAAUUCUGGUGAAUUUGUAGAUAAAGAGUUAGCUGAGGAGGCAUGGGCUCCUAUUAUAAGUGCACUUUGCAGGGCGUACGACAAAGCGCCUGAUAGUUCAUUGCAACGUCGUGUCGCUGAAGCUUUUCACCGUUGCGCUUCCAUCAGUGCUCACUAUGGAAUGACCAGUGACUUGGACACUCUCAUAGUAAGUUUAUGCAAGUUUACGGGCCUAGCGACUGGUGGUGAGCCCGACCAAGUAGUUUUACAACUUGGUGGAAGUAACAAAUGUCAGUUUGCUGCACGCACAUUGUUCAAAAUUACUCACAUACACGGGGAUGCAAUAAGAGCUUCCUGGAAAAAUAUCAUCGAUUGUUUGCAAUCGUUAUACAAAGCGAGAUUAUUGCCGAAGAGUUUGACCGAAGGGGAAGAUUUUAUCGAUCCAUCUGGAAAAAUAUCGUUACUUCGGGAACCAAUUACACCGAAGCCAGCUCCGGUGGAUCAGGGAAUAUUAUCCAGUUUAUAUUCUUACAUAGCUUUGGAUACCUCGCGCAUGUCUCAUCCAGCGGAAACGACUGCGAGAAAAAGAGCUAUAGAAUUUAUUGGGAAUUGUUACCUCAAACAAAUCAUCGAAGAAAGCAAAUUCUUGCAGGUCGAAUCGCUUCGGUCUCUUGUCGGUGCUUUGGUGUUGCCAAACUCUCACGACGAGGAUGUAUCGGUAUUUUUGCUGGAAUUGUUGCUGGAGGUAACUAUUCAGAAUCGUGACAGAGUAGCAUGCAUUUGGCCAGUAGUUCAAGGCCAUCUAGAUGGGUUAUUAACAACAGCCGCGCGUGAGAAUCAUCCAUACCUUUUGGAACGGGUAGCCGUUGGAAUGUUGAGAUUAGCGAUUAGGCUGUUACGGGGAGAGGAAUGCGCGUGCACCGUGUUGCCACCUUUGUUGCCCUUGACUCAUCUGCCUUCAGCUACGACCACGCCACUCGCCAGGCAAAUUGCCUACGGUUUGUUCGAGUUGCUUAAAACCGGUGCUGCUAACAUUCACAGCACGGAAGAUUGGAAAGUGGUAUUUAGUUUGCUAGAGUGUGCAGGUGCCGGGGCGUUAUUGCCAAAACAGUCAAAUACUGUAUUGGACGAGGCAACGAAUUCUAGAGCAUCGAUGUUGGAUCCUAGACCGAUUAGUCCUGUACCCGAAUGGGUACUCGUGUCUCCAACAGGCACCGAAGCCCCGUUGCCCGUUGCUGCCGACACGAUAGUCUUGGACCGAGAUCUACAACCUCACGAUCCUGCUGCGUUUGUCAAAUGCUGUGAAAGCUUGACGUUUCUAGUCAGAGACGUGGCACACGUAACUCCGUUUAACUUCGAGUUAUGUAUACGUUGCGUGAGAACGUUCGCCGAAGCGGUGCUUCAGUGUUCAGGAAAAAGGAACAAAGUGCUCAGUCAAACGGACGAACCCGGUGCUGCAGCUACCGUUGCUACGUAUCAACAGAGUCCUAUACAAUUGUUAGAUUUGAUGCAUACGCUUCAUACAAGAAUUGCUCAAGUAUUUCGAUGGUGGGCCGAAGAAGGGAACGGCACGGAAAAUGUUUCGCUGUGGCUGCACGUAUGGAGGCCUUUGUUGCAAGGAAUCGCGAGGUUGUGCUGCGACGCUCGUAGACAGGUACGCACCGCAGCCAUCACCUAUCUUCAAAGCACUUUGCUCGCUCACGAUUUAGCUCAGUUGUCGGCAGUAGAGUGGUCUCAGUGUUUGGAACAGGUUCUGUUCCCACUGCUGGCUCAGUUACUUGGACCAAUAGCGUCGAACGAUCCUAUUGGUGUAGAGGAGACAAGGGUGAGAGCAGCCAUGUUACUGUCUAAAGUGUUUCUUCACCAUUUGAAUCCUUUGUUGACCCUCCCUGGAUUUUUGCCACUUUGGCUAACCGUGUUAAGUUUACUCCGUGCUUACAUGCACGCUGAUAAUAGCGAGCUUCUCUUCGAAGCUAUACCGGAAUCGUUGAAAAACAUGUUGCUGGUCAUGUCUUCCGCUAACGUGCUGGCUCCGACGUCGAAUUUGUGGGUCCCGACUUGGAGAACGAUCGAUGCAUUUUUACCUAAUUUAAAGGCAGAGUUGUUCCCAGAGCCGAUUAUCCCGGUCGUACCAGUUUCACCAGAAUCGCCUCAGAUGCAACAAAAGUCGCAAGUGAUCAGUUUGAUCGAGCAACAGCAACCAUGUUUCCCCGGAUCCAUAGCACCACCUCAACCGAAGCUUGACGUAUCAGCCGAGGGUAAUCGAUCCUCAUUAAUGGCCGCCGAGUCCGAAGAAACAUCAACAAUAUCGACGUCGACGAUAUCCAAACCAUCAUCGAACGAGGAACAUUCCGAUCGCUUGUCAAAAUCGAUCAUUAGUGGAAGCAACGAAUCAGAAAAGAUUGUAUUAGCGUGUGUAAAGAACGAAUACGAAGAACGGAGGCAACAGCCAAUUCAAUAUCAGCAUGCUUUACUACGUUCGCAAUCCGAACAGCAUUUGUCAUAUAAUCAAGAAACGGAACAUGCUGGAACGUUGAAUUCCUCUCUCCGCACAGAUGCAUCUCAGAGUGUAGACUCGACAGCAACGACCAUGUUCAAUUCUGCGGCAUAUUUCAGUGAAGACCCGGCAGCGGAUCGGCUAUUCGCCGUAACUAAUCCUUGACCACUGUACAUUUAUCAUGUAUAUUGUACGAUUGCUUUUCCAGAAGAGAAACGUUCGGGUGAAAUUUUAGCGAGAAAGAGAUCACUACACGUCACAGUAGAUGGACCUUUCAUAUUACGAUAUAUUAAUAAUAAUAUAUAACAACGCAUUUGAUAUUAUUAUUAAUAUAUACAUAUACAUAAACAUUAUAUACAUUAUACGUAUAUAUACAUGAAUAAUAAUAUGUGUGGCACGGUAUCGUAUUUCGUGGAAUUUUAUUUUUAUUGUCAUAUCGACAAAAUAGUCGCGCGUCUUUACGAACGUUUCGUUCUUUUUACCGGUGUACCGCUACGUGUCAAUAUAUCCCGGAAUACGACGCGAAUUACGAUAUCGUUGAUCAAAUUAUUAGGAAUUGUUCCUAGGUGAACAAAUGAUGGUAAAUCGGUAAUUCUUGCAUCUGUAUGAUAGUAAUUAUAAAUUAUUUAAUAUACUUGUGGAUACAUGGAAGGCUGAGAAUCACAGGGAUGUAGACCAAGCUACCAUUAUUUUUCAUAAAACAGAUAUGCGUUCAUUAUUAUAAAAGUUUCAUUAUAUUGUUUCAAGUUACGGGUGAAAAUCAAUUAUUAAUGAAAACUAAAACUACAACUCGAUUGAUUUUUAUGAUUUUCAGCCUAUCGUGUACGUGUAGAUACGUGCAGCUGGCAAGAGAAUUCAUCUUCCACGAGUUACAUUUUCAUUUUUCCUUUCUUUACAUUUUAUGCAUGUACAUACGAAUAUGUAAAAUUUGAGAUGCCUAGGCUCAAAAGAGGCGAACCAAUUUCGCGUGUCAUGCAGUAGUGACACGGCCUGUGAUUCCCGUGGUUCGAUCAUUUUUGAUCAAUUUGUACAUACUCGUUAUAUCUCAAUUAUAAUAUAUAAAAAUAUCUCCCCUGUAAGCUUUGUAACUGAGACACAGUUGCAAGAUUAAUUUAAAAAAAUUGUUAUUCCAACAACGCUUUGAUUUAACUAGACAAUGUUGUAAAUUGAGAAAUGCGUUGAAUAACAUUCGAAGCAGCGGUGCUGCUUGAAUUUCUGGAAUAUGCGUGUAUCCAUGUUUCUUAUUUGGCAAAUUUACGGAUACUUGUGUCUCUCUGUUGCUUCUAUAUAAUUAUGCCAGGACGCCUAUGACGGGUUUUGGGACCGUGUCGGUAAGGCAAGGGUAAAAAUGAUGAAGAAAAGAAACGUUCACCAGCCAAGACUUAUCAGUGGGGGGGAUUUCUGGCAAGAACUCUUGGAGUGGGAUGGGCCUCUAUUAGGCUGAGCAUAAAAAACGGUCACCCAUCCCUAGGGCCGCUGCCUGCUUAACCUGCUGAUCGCCAUCGAUCCAUCGGUUAGUUGCACUUGCGGCUCGUGUAACACAAGUAUGCUUAGAAUUUGUAUAUGACGAACGAAACAGAUGAGGCCCUUAUCGUCAACCUGGUUGCCCGCCAAAAAAAGGAGAGACUGAAAUUGAAAUUGAAGUGAGACAGUGGAGACUUGAACGCGGAGAUCCGCAGUGACGUGGAAGACUCCAAGACGUUGGCAGACGUUGCACUUGUUUCAAAGACGGAUUCAGGCACGAAUCAGUUUGAAAUCUGAUUCCUUCUUUUGUUUUUUUCAUGUUUUUCGUAUGUUAAUAAUUAACAUUCGCGUACCACACGUGUGUCAAUAGACUAUUUCACUUGAUCGUACGCGUUGAUGACGCAAGUAUGAGGAUAAUUUGUCGUACAUCUCUGAACGUAAAGCAGCUAUAAUUAGUUAGAGACACAAUCGUCCUAGAAUAUACGUGACCGCGGUCCUCUGUUCGUGGACGUCGCGUAGCGUGAUACCUUGUCUUUUUAUUCUGCACAAGAAACCUAGGUACGCGACUUAUUUUUAGAUAUUUACCUUUUUUUUUCCACGUACGUAUGUCUGUUUGUUGUAUAUGAUUGUAUAGAAAAACACAAGAUCAAAAAUAUUCUAACGCUUUCUCGUUUACGGUAUUGUUUAUUAAUGCGAUGCUGUAUAUAUAUAUAUACAUAUAUAUAUAUAUAUACACAGUGAUUCUUAUCAAUUCUUGAACAUCACGGCGAUCCAGAAAUUAUUGCUUCGUAAUAUAUUUGUUUAUAAUAUCAUUGUUUGUUUCUUUCUAAAUAUAUUAUUUAAUAUUUGUUUCA